Arabidopsis thaliana (thale cress) is the source of this 370-nucleotide messenger RNA. Its product is annotated as Defensin-like (DEFL) family protein. Gene Ontology annotation, cellular component: extracellular region. Lineage: Eukaryota; Viridiplantae; Streptophyta; Magnoliopsida; Brassicales; Brassicaceae. The transcript has 2 exons. The coding region runs from base 1 to 291 and encodes 96 amino acids. The record is from RefSeq and is marked reviewed.
AUGGAGAAAACGUCUCUCAAGCUUGUCUUCUUGUUCUCCCUCACAGUCAUAGCAUUGUGUUUGUCUUUGAGUGCCGCGAGAGAGAUGGCGAAAGAAGAAGUGAAUUGCAUAGGCGGCCAUUGUCCUGAUGGAAAGAAGGACUGUAACUGCUUGCCUCUUAUAGCACCAACAAUGGACAUAUAUGAGACCAAUGAGUCUUGCCGCACAGAUAACGAAUGCAUCAAGUACUGUCCUAAGGGCUGCAAGAUUGUUGACUGUAAUUUUGGAACCUGUUUGUGUGAGUACUGUUAAAGAAAUUAGAAACCAUCAUAACUUAUAAGAAAUAGAAAAUAUUCUCCUUGUAGAAAAUAUCUCUGCAUCACUCUAUUCA